UCCUACAAUGAUCUGGUUUUGGAAUCAAAUCUUGUAUCCUAUUGCUGUCAUCGUCCAAUAUUUUUUGUACUGGAUUAUUAUCUUCAUUUGGUGUAAUUCGAACGUGGUCUUCCCACUCCCCGUCAUUGUCAUCGUCAAUAAAAAUGAGGGACGCGUCUUCCUGUUUUUCAUUAUUAUUCAUCUUUGCCGGAAAAUCUGAAAAAUUUACGGCCUUAGGUGGGCCUGGGUUUGUGCUUUCGUCUUCCUCUUCAACGUACCGAAUAGUAAAGUUAAUCGACAUGGUUUAUGCAACUUGUUUGACUUUUAUGUUUAAUCAACCAUUAAAAGUUACAAAAUUAACCGUUUGAAAGUGACGAUGAUCGAGUUUGACACUGAUGAAAUUAUAAUUACGAAUACUAAUUCACAAAAUGUAACUAAGGGGAAGUUAAUGUGCUAUGAGUUUCAUAAAUUCAUUCAUGCUUUUGCAGUAUGUAAUCGGCUAAUUAUUUAGAAAAUCCAAGACAAAAUGUUUAAAAAAUCUAAUGUGCAGACUUCAUUUAGCCCGAGUCAGGGUUAGUCUUAUUUUAAAAAUUUUGUCCGAUGACCUAAUGGCUAUACUAACAUAUGCAUACGUACAUAUGUAUGUGCAUACCUUCAUGCCAAAUUUCAGGUUUCUGCGAUAACUCGUAGAUUUGUUACUAAAUAGUUACCCCCAGCACUUAAAUGAAUCCCACCGAUCCUACCCAUCUUCGGGCUCAUUCACGGCCUUAUCCAUGCAGAUACGCAUUUAAAGACUGUCUUAUCAAAAUCGGUUCAGUGAUUCGUCCGCUAGCGUGUUACAGACGGACAGACGGACACAACGAUUCUAUAAGCCCUUUGGGCUACGGUUAUAACAUUGACUUUUAUUUCCAGUAUGCACGGGUAAUUUUUUUUUUGCAUACGGGGAUUGAAUUUAUUGAGUAAUUCACACGUACCAUUAUAUGUAUAUCAUUUACGUAUUUGCUGUAUGUAGCCGAUUCAUUGCACAACACAUUACAUAGUAAAUGCAGAAAUCCUACAACAGGUAGAUACACGUGUAGGUUUCUUAAAUGCCGAUGUACAUAUCUGCACACUUGCAAAAGUUAAUGAUAUAAUUGGAAAAAAGUUAAAACUAAUGAUGCACGUUGAAUGGGUACACAAAAAAACUUGUUGCUAAACUCUACAUGCAGAAAGACAGUAAUCACAAGAUUUUGUAGCAUUAUGAGAACGGAGAUACACAAGCUCCACACCAAUGCAAGACUUGUGUAAUUUACUUGGUCCGUGUCGUAAAGGAUUGUCAGACAGAAACCAGGAAAAAGUUAGUGAAGAGACGAGAACAAUUGAAGAAAGAGACAAAAGCCAGAAUUUACGAGCUUCUUUCUGGUACGAGCUCUGGUCUACUUUAAUCAGUUGCCCAAGAACUUCCGGAGGUGUCAUCGCUUUUCACUCGUCUGCUUGAGAUUCUAAAUACAUCGAAUCAUGUCGUGCCUUGUUUUUCCAUUUUUCAUAGCCGCAUUGACGUUUAGCGGUGUUGUCAAUGUUGUGAGUGUGUCAGUGGAGCAAGAUUUAUCCUUAAGUUUUACAGAAGGCCAAAUUCUUGAUAACUUUGCAGCCAGGAUGAAAUCGAGAUUGCCAGAAUCUUAUAUGCAAGAACCCAUUUAUCUAAUCCGAUGGCUUCGAGCCAGAAAUUUUAACAUUGAUGCUGCCGAGCGAAUGCUUCUUAAUAAUUUAAAGUGGCGAGAGGACAUCAAUAUCAAAAAUUUGGAAAAUGAAGAUUGGUCACACUUUGAGGAAGAAUUUGCCUAUUCCUUAGACAUUUCGGACAAGCAUGACAGACCAAUCCUCACGAUUGACAGUGGGAAAUGGGAUGUACGAAGUGCCGUUGUGAGUGGUCAGCGAGACAAGUUAGUUCGUUGGAUGAUAAAAAUGAUGGAAGAUGCAACAAAGAGAGUUCGUGAUUACCAGCAACAAGGGAAAAAUGUGACUCGAUGGGGGAUGAUCUAUAACUUGGGUUAUUUUAACCUCGUGCAAAGCGGAUGCUUCCAAUGUCUUUCGGUUUAUACGGAUUUCGUAUCUAAUUACGAAGCACAUUAUCCAAAUACUGUCGAUAAAAUCACGCUUGUCAACACACCGACUCUCUUUGAAGUCGUGCUCCGACUCAUCCGACCAAUUUUUUCUGAAGAAACCAAAAAUCUUCUCUCCGUGUAUGGAACCAAUAAGCAAGAAUGGCAGUACGCGCUUUUGAAAGAAAUUCCAAAGAAAGAGUUGCCCUCCGAGUAUGGUGGAACAAGGGUUAGAGACAUUUUAGAUGACAAUUAACAUGUACAAAUGCUAACAGAAGGAAAUACUGGGUUUAUUUCUAAUAAGUUAUAUCUUAUAUUUUGCGUUGUUCUGUAAAAAGCAAGAGGAAAUGAUUCAUACACAUGAGUGUAAAUAUGUAGAUAAUAAAUCCGUCUCAUAUUGAA
Messenger RNA from Folsomia candida, 2462 nucleotides. Its product is annotated as SEC14-like protein 2. The transcript has 9 exons. Lineage: Eukaryota; Metazoa; Arthropoda; Collembola; Entomobryomorpha; Isotomidae. Gene Ontology annotation, cellular component: cytoplasm. Bases 1477 to 2316 code for a protein of 279 amino acids. The record is from RefSeq and is a predicted model, not a curated record.